AUGCCCCGCAAGGCUGCUGCCACUUCCGACACCCCUGUUGAGCCCCGCCGCUCUUCCCGUAUCAAGGACCAGCCCAAGGCUGAGCCCGCCCCCGCCGCAAGGCCCCGCGUGAAGAAGACGAAGGAGUCCGCCGAUGAGGGUGAAGAGAAACCUAAGUCUACCAAGGGCCGCAAGCGUACUGCUGCCGAAAAGGAUGGCGACGACGGCGAGGCCGCCGUCAACGGGGACGAGCCCCCCGCAAAGAAGGCUAAGCCGGCCUCCAAGGCCAAGCCUGCAUCUAAGCCCGCUAGCAAGGCCGCGGCUAAGCCUGCGUCCAAGGCGUCGCGCGCAGGGUCCGCGAAACCUGCGUCCAAGCCGGCCUCUAAGGCAUCCAAGCCACCCUCGGCCGCAAAGAAGCCCGCAUCGCGUGCUGGCUCUAAGAAGCCUGCGUCCAAGGUCGGUGCGGCUGAGAAGGAGAACAAUGCUGCUCCUGCUCCUGAAACCAUCGCUGAGGAGCCCGAGGAGGAGGCGGCUGCUGCCGACGCUGCCGAGUCCGCAGCCGAAGUUGCUUGA
Molecule: messenger RNA, 552 nt
Organism: Epithele typhae
Lineage: Eukaryota; Fungi; Basidiomycota; Agaricomycetes; Polyporales; Epitheliaceae
Exons: 3
Coding region: 1-552 (183 amino acids)
Source: RefSeq, a predicted model, not a curated record